AUGCACUUCAACCCAAACAAGCUGACAAGCUUCAUGCGUGCUCAGGAGGCGGUGCCCCCGCGGCCUCUUCUGGGGGAACCCAUUGGAGCCCCCGUGACAGCGAACACCUUUGUGAAGUGUAGAUACGCACAAGGAUCGCCUGCUUACCAAGUGACACAGAACACGCAGCUAACGCAGCAUCAUAAACUUCCUGCGCAGAGCGCGCUCGUCAGUCAGGUGCUGCCACGUCAGCAGCAGCAGCAGCAGCAACUGCAGCAAAUGCAGCAGCUACACCUGCAGCAGCAGCAGCAGCAGCAGCGUCACUACCAGCUUAUGAAGCCUUCAACUCUGAUGUCACAGAAGCACCAGGAGCAGCAGCACGCUGCUCUUGCUACGCAGUUCGUAUCUUGUGCUGGGCACCGCAGUCGAUCGAAUUCUUCUUUAGCGAGUCAAGAGAAACGAAGCCCUUCCCAGCUAAGUAGCAGCUGCGAGGGACUGCUGCAUUCCUCUACCAAGGCAGGAGGCAGCAUGCGGUGUGGCUACUCUGGCGAGACUCGUGCAGUCCCGUUCAACAGCUGUGCCUUCAACAACAGACUGAGCUUCGGCAGCACUCGCAGCAGCCUGGGCUCCGGCCAACAGUUUAGCAGCCUACGAUACGUGAGCACAGACUCAGAGCACAACGUAUCAGCAGCCGUUGCAUCUGACGCUGCUGCUGUUACUGAUGAGCCUGCAGAGGCAACGGGGGUCCCGCCAGUCCCUGCUUCUGUAUCUCCUGUCUGUGGUGCUGCUCCUUCUAGCGGUCUCUCAGUAGGCGGUGAGUCGUGCACCGAUUGGGGCGUGAUUUCAGCAGAAAACGGCAACAGUAACAACGACAACAGUAGCAGCACCAGCGGAAGCAACGUAUUUGUGGCUGUGCGGGUGCGUCCGCUGAGUGAGUCUGAACGUAGACAAGGAGACAGCAAAAGCGUCUCCGUGGUGGCGCCUCAGUCUCUGCUGGUGACGGAGAGGGGCGCAGGUGGAGGUCCCCGAGGGCGUCGCGUUCGCCGCCGGUGUUUUCUGUUUGAUAGUGUCUUUGGAGAGAGUGCAGGGCAGGAGGAGGUGUUUCAGCUGAGCACAUCUCCUCUACUGCAAGAACUGUUCAAAGGAACUAAUGUCUCUAUCUUUGCCUAUGGCGCCACAGCAGCGGGAAAAACCUACACGAUGCUUGGUACAGAAACGAGACCGGGGGUGAUGCCUCGAGCCCUGCAGCUCCUGUUCCAGCAGGUCAGCAGUGAGCAGGAGAAGGAGUAUGUUUUUAUCUGUCGCUUCGUUGAGAUUUACAACGAGACGAUUAGAGAUUUGUUGGGGCAUCGCGGCGAAGUCUGCGAACUGCGAGAAGACCCCGAGCGUGGUGUGCUGCUGCAGCACGCCACUUCCCUGAGGCUGUGCUCCCCGCAGCAGGCGCUGCUGCUGCUCCUCGAGGGCAACGCGCGCAGAACACAAGAGGCGACGAAUGCAAAUCAAACUUCUUCAAGGUCUCAUGCAGUCCUACAAGUGAAUGUGAUGUUGCGCGGUCAAAAUGGAGAUGAAAAGCAACUCUCGAAAUUGUCUCUCGUUGACCUGGCGGGCAGCGCCAGCAUCAACAGGUCGUUGUUGGCGCUGGGCAAUGUAAUAAACGCGUUGACAGCACGGGGUGGGGGGCCCUCUGGGGGAGCUUGUGGGGGCUCCUGCGGAGGCCCACCGCUGCGCUUCGUUCCUUACCGAGACAGUAAGCUCACGCGACUACUGAAGGAUAGCCUGGGGGGCUGCUGCCGCACGGCAAUGAUUGCAACUGUCUCCCCCGCCAGCAGCCACCAAGAGGAGACGCUGAACACUUUGAAGUAUGCGAAGAGAGCAAAGGCCAUUCGCAACAGCAGCGACCAACUGCACAAAAUGAAAAAAUGCAUCAGCGACACAGACGCUCACAAUGGACCUGCUGCUGUGGCUGGCCUCAAGGCAAAACUCCACCAGCUCCAGUGUCAGCUGCACCGCCAAGAACUGCCGGAGCUGCACACGGCAGAGAAGGACCGGAGAGGAGGAAGAGCAGCAGGAGGAGAAGCACCUCUCCCCACAGUGCGCCACGCCACUGCAGAGGCUGUAAAUCUUCUUCUGGAAGACAUCGAUGCCUUGGCCACUGAAAACGCUCUUCUUACGGAACAGGUGGCAGCGCUUCAGGCAAGCCUUAGGGAGAGCGGAGACAGGUUUGCCUUUCUGCAGUCUUUAGCGCAGCAGCAGCAGCAGCAGCAGCAGAUGCUGCUGCAGCAGCAGCACUUUGAAGCCGAGUUUCUGAACUCAACAGAAGUGCCUGCAGCAGCGCAUGAAGCAGCAAAAAACGGAAGUGAUGCAACAGCAGCAGCACGAACUGGCAAAUGCGGCUGGGAAGGCUCCUCCUCAACUAUUCAUCCGAGUGAAAGCAGCAGCAGCCGGGCAGCAGCAGCCGACGAAGAAUUGCAGGUGCUGCUCCGCAUGCGGCCCGUGCAGUCUCAGCAGCAGGUGCUGCACCAGCGGCAGCAUGAAGAGGACUUCGACGUGCCCACUGAAGAGCACGAACUGCAGCGUAUCGAGUGCAACGGCGACCAACAGCAACUGCAGCAUCAGCAGCAACCUGAACAGCCACUUGCACUGCAGCCCCAAGGCCUUAUCCGCACCAAAGACACGCUGCAAUUUGACGAAUACUUUUCACCCCAGAGCGGCAGUGCAGCAGACGGAAGUCCGGCCACAGGGCCAGCCCCAGCCGCAGCUGGACCAGCACCAGCAGCCGAUCCCGAUUCUGGUGGUGCUUUUGCUCCAUCAGCUGGUGCAGGUGGAGGGCGUUCAUUGGGGCUCAGCCCCUUUCGCCUUUUCGGGAAGAGCGGUGCCUUUGGCAGACUGUGCAGCACUAGUCUCGUCUCUCUGGAUGCCCCUCCUGCCUCUGUGGCCUCCGCUGCCACUGCUGCUGCUGCUCAUCAUGCUGCUGGCAGCACGCCUGGCUCGGACUCGAAAGGCCUGUUGAAUGACGAGGGAAUCGACUUUAAAACGAACUGA
Messenger RNA from Eimeria acervulina, 3021 nucleotides. RefSeq names its product kinesin motor domain-containing protein, putative. The transcript has 6 exons. Bases 1 to 3021 code for a protein of 1006 amino acids. Lineage: Eukaryota; Apicomplexa; Conoidasida; Eucoccidiorida; Eimeriidae. Gene Ontology annotation, cellular component: microtubule; kinesin complex. Gene Ontology annotation, molecular function: microtubule binding; ATP binding; ATP hydrolysis activity. The record is from RefSeq and is a predicted model, not a curated record. Gene Ontology annotation, biological process: microtubule-based movement.